Messenger RNA from Cercopithifilaria johnstoni, 486 nucleotides. The record is from the annotation of a GenBank genome assembly. NCBI's taxonomy places the organism in Eukaryota, Metazoa, Nematoda, Chromadorea, Rhabditida, Onchocercidae.
AUGUUGCCGAUGGCUAUGCAUCAAAAUCAUGAUCGAGUGAAGAGGAAGCAAAAAACAUCAACAACAUACAGAGUAAGUCGUCCAUCAUUGGAACAUAUGGAGGAAGGCUUAAAACCUGGUUCUCAUUAUGGCUCAUCAACAUUUUACGAGAAUGUUUCCGAUAUUGAAAGUGUUGCGGAAUCAAAACUUUCAAGCUGUUCAACUAUAGGAGUUCCUAAUCCGAAAACAUCUCGAGUUAGCACUCCAACCCGAAAAUUAAGCGUUACCAUCGAUCAUACUUAUACUAAUACCAAUCAUGGAACAAAAUCAGUUGAUAUGAGGCCUUUAUCAUCAGUUCCACCAAAAACUAAGCGAACUAGUUCAAAGCGAUCACGUUGUUAUUUGAUACUUGGAAUUGUAACGUUAGCUAUAUGCGGUAUAGCAUUUACAAUAUGGCUCACGUACGAUUCGCUUGAGAAAUUUGUUUCAUCAAUAAAUUUAUUUUAA